Messenger RNA from Coturnix japonica (Japanese quail), 5973 nucleotides. It is a transcript of the gene SLC22A16, whose product is annotated as solute carrier family 22 member 16. Gene Ontology annotation, molecular function: transmembrane transporter activity. Gene Ontology annotation, cellular component: membrane. Gene Ontology annotation, biological process: transmembrane transport. NCBI's taxonomy places the organism in Eukaryota, Metazoa, Chordata, Aves, Galliformes, Phasianidae. The record is from RefSeq and is a predicted model, not a curated record.
CUUCCCCGCAGCGCCGGGACGGCGGCACUGAGGCUGCGGUCCCGCUAUGGCUCCCGGCUCCGAGCAGCUCUUCGACUCCCUGGGUCACUUCGGCAGAUUUCAAGCAUGUGUGUAUUUUGCAUCUGUCUUUCAAGCUAUGUCAUGUGGCAUCCAUUACUUAGCAUCUGUGUUCAUGGCUGUUACUCCUAACUUUGUAUGUGGGAUCCCUGGAAAUGUGAGUAGCAUUCUCUUCUACAACUCCUCUAAAGCAAAUCUAGAGGACAUCUGGACAAUGUGGACAUCAACAGAAAAUUACAUUGUAGCCCAGCUGGAAAAUGGAGAAGUCUGGGAACUUAAUCAAUGCAGCAAGUCCAAACGAGAAGUCAGUUUUGAUCUAGCGUAUGAAUAUAAAGGCAACAAGUCCAUAUUUUCAUGUUCUGAUGGAUUUCUCUAUGAUGAUACAAAAUGGAAGAGCACUGUUGUUACGCAGUGGGAUCUGGUCUGUGAACGAGAAUGGUUGGCAAAAUUAAUCCAGCCUACCUUCAUGCUUGGAGUCUUGAUUGGAGCAGUGAUUUUUGGUGACAUUGCUGACAGACUGGGAAGACAGCGCGUUAUGUGGUUCACAAGUGCCGGUCAGUUUGUAUUUGGCGUCACAGUGGCAUUCACAUUUGACUACUACAGCUUUGUGAUUGUCCGCUUUCUCCUUGCUAUGGUUUCAAGUGGCUAUCUGGUUGUGGCUUUUGUUUAUGUGACUGAAUUUGUUGGCAUUAAAGCACGAACCUGGGCUUCUAUGCAUGUCCAUGCUUUUUUUGCUUUGGGAAUUAUGGUUGUGGCACUCGUGGGAUUUUUGGUUCGGACCUGGUGGGUGUAUCAGAUAUUUCUCUCCAUAGCAACUCUUCCUUUUGUCUUGUGCUGCUGGAUGCUUCCAGAAACACCUUUGUGGCUCCUGUCAGAGAAAAGAUAUGAAGAUGCACAAAAAGUAAUCAAUAUAAUGGCGAGGUGGAACAAAGUAAGCACUCCAUGCAAAGUGUCUGAACUGUGCUCAGUCCAACAAGAUGACCCAGGCACUGACAAAACAAGCGGCAGUGGCGCAUCCUCAACCAAGAAGCACAACAUCUUAGAUCUGUUUUGUAACUGGUACAUUGCAAGAAGGACCAUCACAAUCUGGCUGGUCUGGUUCACCGGGAGCCUGGGGUACUACGUCUUCUCCCUGAGUUCUGUCAAUCUAGGAGGCAAUGAAUAUUUAAAUCUGUUUCUCAUAGGUGCUGUGGAGUUGCCUUGCUAUAUCAUUGCUUGCAUUGGGAUGGACAAACUGGGAAGGAGAAACACACUCAUUCCGUUCCUUAUUUUAAGUGCACUGAUCUGUGUUUUAAUUAUGUUCAUACCUCAGGAUUUUAAUGUGUUAAUUAUAUUGGCAAAUAUGGCUGGAAAAUUUUCCAUAGGUGUGGCAUUUGGCCUUAUAUACCUCUACACAGCAGAACUGUACCCAACAAUUGUAAGAUCUCUUGCUGUUGGAAGUGGGAGCAUGAUGUGCCGUGUAGGCAGUGUGGUCGCUCCUUUCUGUGUGUAUCUGAGAAGUGUUUGGAUUUUCUUGCCACUUUUGCUUGUUGGAAUCAUGGCUCUUCUGAGUGGAAUAUUAACAUUAAUGCUUCCGGAGACACUUGGAAAACCUUUGACUAAUACUUUGGAGGAAGCUACGGAAAUGGGAAGAAAGAAGGAAAACUGCUCAGGAAAGACUCCUCCGGCAAACAGUGGUGCAGCAUUAGAAAAGAUAGAGAUGUUUGGUCAAGAAGCAGUCCGCACUGAGAAAUAAAGCAAGAGCAAAAUGGCUGCUCCCAGUUUUAGCAAUUAUAUAAUUUAUAGGUCAUUUUAUUCACGAGAAGACUGUUCUAUAAUAUCUGUGCCUUUUAAUUUGUAACACAACUUGCCUUUUUGACAGAGCAUUUGUAUGUAACCUUUUCAACUUGACUGGGGUACUGCAGAAAAUUGGAUGAGAUUUCUAGAUCCCUUCUCAAGCUUAUUUUGCCUUUAGGAAACCUGUCUGACUCGCUGUGAAGAGUUGGAGUGAUUACUUUAAUUUUGUAACCUACCUGAUUACAUAUGUAUAAAAAAGUGCCAAUUCUUACUGAGGGUUUUCUGUGGUUAGACUUGUAAACCCACCACAACGUGCCUUGUCUUUUGCAGCUGUCAGUUACAGACAUGAGAAUUCAAUACGUAGUGAAGUCAAACUCACCAUUAUAAUUCAAGAGAGAAGCCUUAACGUUUCAUCAGGUCAUACUAAUAAUUACUUAAACUACUAUUUUUUAUUUUUAUUUUUUUUGCAAAACUGCUUCCAGAAAAGCUGUCAUUUCUAACAAAAGGAUUGUGUGGAAUGGCUUCUGACUGAACAAAUAAUAUUAAUUUUGCAAAAUGUGCAAAUAGUUUGUGUACUAUUCAUUCUGUUGAACGGUAAAUGUAUUUUUAUUAGUAGCUUAGGAAAAAAAAAAAAAGCUCACUGGAUCUGCUGCUGUCUUAGUAAGCUCUUUUUUAAAGAAAACUGCCUUAUGUCUUUGAAAGUCUUUUUCAUUCCAGACCAUUAUUUCAGUGCACCCCUUCUCACUUGUUUCAGCUCAGAUUAUGUCUCAGAUUUGCCUAAUGCUUCAGAGCAACACCAGCAGAUUUGCCUAACUCUUCUGUGGAGGCUGAGCCCUUUUUAGUCCUCAGAGGAACAAAACAAGUGGUACAUGGGCCUUAUUCAGGCUCUCUGCAGCAGUGGUCUUAGUUAUUAAAGAAAGAUUUGUAGGCAUGGUAUCUACACACCAAUUGUAUCAGACUCCAUAGACUCAUGUGGGCUCUGUAGCUCCAUUUUUUCCUUACAUGUGAUAUCUAGAGGACAGUGAGUUACCAGCUAUUCUGGUAUUUUCAGUCAAAGUCUUUAUCAGUGUCUUUUAGAUCUUGCGUGAGCAUCAUCAAUACUCAUUUAUUGGUGCAGUGAGUGUGCCUUAUGAUUGUGGACCAUAGAAAACUCAUAGAUAGGAAAACAUAAUUCUAGCUGCUCGUUAGUGGCCUUCUGUCCCAGCUCUCUUUUGUUGCAUUCUACCUCCAGUCCCAGAGGUUUCUUCCUUGCCUGUGAGUCUGUAUCCUUUUAGCCACCCUUGUUUGAGUAGGCUGGCAUUGGAAGCUUCUGCACAUCUUUUGCCUGGGUUGUGUGAACCCUGCCACCCAUAGUGUGAAAUCACAGUUCUUCUCACCUGAGGCACCUACUCACAGGCUGACACAACCUCAUCAAAACAAGUCUUUCCAUGUUCACUUCUUUGAUACGUAUCCCAAAACCAGACAUCUAAAUUAUUGUAGAUAAAUAUUCAAUACACUGUAUAGUUUAUUUGUCAUAUUUUUUUCUGUUAUAUCUGCAUGUUUUAGUGAAUUCUGAAAACAGAGUAAUUGUUUAUAUCCCUCUAUGAAAUAUUCUUUCUUCCUCACUGCACUAUCCUAGAGUGCCAAGUAGCACUUUGGUUCUAGACAUAGGAUUUAGUCAUGUCUUAUGUGACAACUAAUGUGCUAUGAAGCCAAGCAAAAAUCAGUAAGUUUAAGUUUAGGGUGUUUCUGUGCAGUAAUUAAAGAGGUCUUUGUUCUCCCUUCAGUUAUGUGGGUGUCCCAGUAUUUGCAGAGAAAAUUUCUGAAGAAAACUGCAUGGCUUACUAUAGCUUCUAUCAAGAUAUAAUUUGUUCAGCAAAAGUAUGUGCUUUCAACCUUACCCAUGUGAGUAAUCCCAUCAUCAUUCAGAGGAGCACUUGAAUACAUAUUUUGAUGACUAAAGAUAGGAUUACUCAUAUGCUGUGGCUUUCUGUUUUGCUCAGGAACAGACCCAGUAUUCUUCCACUGCUUUCAGAUCCCCCUGUCCCGGUUUCCAGAGCAGAACAGCCGCACUUAUCUGCAGGAUCUGUUGCCAAAUGCCGAGUGCCCCACCUUAACCAUACUAAGGAAGAAAACAGCACGCAACAGUUCUAUUGGGCAGUUAAACUGAUUCAGUCUGACUUUACAGCCACUCUCCCCUUCACAGAGGUCUGAAUAAUUGGGUUGUUUUGGGGUUCUUUCACAUGAUACUCUCUCUUUUUUUCAUAUAUAUUCCUGUCUUAAACACUUACGCUUUCUUUACAUGGGACAGUACAGUAUGUUUUAGCGAGGUACUGAAGAACAAUUUUAAAUUAAAUUUUUUGCUUUCUUAUCUGCAGAAUAACUGACGUGGACAUUACUCCACUUUAAACAGUAAAUGCAUGUUAUGUUUUCCAUAGACUUGAGGGAUUCAGGACCAGGUCAUCUAAUUGAUAUAUGUAAGGUAGGGGAAAUAAGAAAGAAAGAAAAGACUUAAAUGUACGAUGAUAGUGAGCAACCCUUGCAGGCUACAGUUUUAACCUGUAUUCUGAAACACAAUGUUAAUUGAUCAACAGGCACACCUUUGGAGAUUUUGUGCAUAAGUAGCUCUGAGGAUGCUCUGGGGUUUCCUUUUGUAGAGUAACACACUUCCUUUUAGCUGAGGAAGUAAAUUACUGUAAAAGAAAAGGAAAUAGCAUUUCUGAAUUUCUGUUUGUUUGCUUUCUCAUGUGGAGAAAAAUACGUUUAGCAAUAGUUCUACAUUAUAAAUGUAGCACAGAUGGGAUGAGUCGAUUUCUUUCUCUUCAUAGAUUUUCUAAAUUCUAGAUUAUCUAAAUCUUCUUGAAAGAGAGGACUGAGUUUGAGAACAAGAGCUUCUAAGUUCCUCUGGGGCACGUUUUCCUCUCAUUGCUAAUAAAGACAAUUCCUUUUCAUAGUUCUUAACUGAGCCCUUCAGUUCUUUUAAGUUUAUAUUUGUCAUAUCCAUCUUAAUGUAAAUUUCUCGUGCUGAGCAAUGGCUCUGGAGAUACAUGAUGGCUUUGUGAGGUAUUGGAUUAGAAUUCUUAUGUCUUAAUUGUGUGCUUUUCACAAUGAUAAUUUCUUCUGUCCUACAAUUGAUGCAGUAUUUUAUUGAACAGUCACACAGUUGGUUAGGGACGUGCCUUCUCAGUUCACUGAAGAAAUUUUCAGUAGUUCAAAGAUAACUAAAGAAGAUCAAUAAGUAAGUGUGUUUGAUAUUUUCAAUCUGUAUUUUCAAAUGGAUGUGAAGAGAUGCAUUUUCUAAUUUCAUAGCUCACUUCAAUUUAUGAAAGUUUCUGUCACUUGGAAGACAUUGUAGACAAAAAAAUCUCUGUGUCAAAUGCUUUGGGCUGUGCCCUGAGUGAGUGAGGGAGAGAAUCCCCCCUUCAGGAUUCCGGCAGAGGAGUUCCGUAUGGGCAGCUUUGUGGAAACAGAAGAUGUUGUGACACCUCAGCUCUGGGUGAAAAGGGGGGUGGAGGGCUCACUGGCAUUCUCCUGUGUCUUUCACAGUUUAUUUUUACCAGCUCCUUACGUGCAGUCGCUUAGGAAGCCUCUGUAGCAUGGAGCUCAGGAACAUGCAAGUUCUUUGUGUGUGCCUUUCACAAGAGCUCGCAAAAUGCAAAGGUCAUUUGAACUGUGGGGGCAUAGUGCCAGAAAGGCAUUUGUGACUGCUAAAAGGAGAGUGUGGAUCCAUCUUGUACCCUUGUCUAGGUAUCUGAAAGAUGCUUGUCUGUAUCCCACAACAGAAUUUCAGGGAACAAAUGAAACUCCAAGAUUAAAAUGGUGAGUAAAGACAAAAGAACAAGUUUAUCCAGUCAAAAUAAAAACCACAACAAAACAAACCCCACCAACUCAUUGACUUCAGUCAAACCAUAUCUGCACUGCUCUCAUCUCUCAUGAAGAAAAGUUAGAGCACAGCUGUGUAUUGGCAACCUAACCAUUUUGUAUGUGAUUUUGAGCCAGGUGCAUUUUGGAAACAUGGGGGAAGUACGUGUUCUUGGAAAAGAGUUUAUUUAGCCAGAAUAUUUGGCUGUAAUAAAUAUAUGUGAAUAAUGAUUUUUUAACAUGCAUGUAGCUGCAGAUAAUAAAUACAAGAAUAAAGCUAAUCACAUUAUUUAAUCCCUA